This is a messenger RNA of Eruca vesicaria subsp. sativa (arugula), 2950 nucleotides long. NCBI's taxonomy places the organism in Eukaryota, Viridiplantae, Streptophyta, Magnoliopsida, Brassicales, Brassicaceae. The record is from the annotation of a GenBank genome assembly.
AUGGCACUGACACUAACACUAACCACUUCCGUUCAUCUUCUCAAUUCAACCUCCGUCGCGCGUCCCCGCAUCCUCGCCGCUGAUUCCCGUCACCGAUCGCGGCUUCCACGGCCUUCAUCGUCAAUCUCCAACUUCCAGCUCAGAUUUCCUUCGACAACUCAUUGCAGCGAGGAGCUUCGCUGCCUCUGCUCAUCGUCCUCCGCUGCAUCUCCUAUGCAAUUCGAAGUCUCCUCGCCGAACUCUCAGUUUCUUGAUAGUUUGCUAUAUUCAAGAGCGUAUUGGGUUACGGAACGAGUGAUUGCUUGGAAUGUGGAUGUUGGUGAAGGGUCGUGUUACUUGUAUGCGAGUAGAGUCGCUGGUUUAUCAUUCAGUGAAGAUGGAAUUGAUGGUUUUGAUUUUAGAGUCAAGCUUGAAGCUGAGUCUGGAUCACUUCAUAACAAUGUGAUUGAGAAGUUUCCACAUAUUGGGAAUUACAAACCGUUCAAAGUUCCUUUGGAUUUGGAUGUCAGGGAUCUUGUCAAAAGCCAAUUAGCUAUUGUUUGCUUCGAUGCGGAAGGACGGCUUAUACAGGGAACUGGGUUGCAAUUGCCUGGCGUCCUAGAUGAACUGUUCUCAUAUGAUGGUCCCCUAGGUGCACAUUUCACACCAGGGGGAGGUGUCUCUCUUCACCUCUGGGCUCCCACUGCUCAAGAAGUUUCUGUGUGCAUCUACAAAAACCCACUUGACAAGAAUCCGACGGAAAUUUGCCCAUUCGAAGAGGUUAAUGGUGUGUGGAGCACUAACGGACCGAGUAGUUGGGAAGGAUGCUAUUAUGCGUAUAAAGUAUCAGUCUAUCAUCCAAGCACCUUGAAAGUGGAAACUUGCUAUGCAAAUGAUCCUUAUGCACGAGGGCUUUCUGCUGAUGCGAGCAAAACUUAUCUGGUCAAUCUUGAUUCUGAUGAUCUAAAACCUGAAGGAUGGGAGAAAUUGGCAGAUAAGAAGCCAUGCCUAAGAUCCCACUCAGAUAUAAGUAUUUAUGAGCUGCAUGUGAGGGAUUUCAGUGUCUAUGAUGAGACUGUCGAACCUGAACAUCGUGGGGGAUAUCUGGCUUUCACUUUUAAGGAUUCUGCAGGUGUGAAACAUCUUCAAAAGUUAGCGGAUGCAGACACCAGUGUGCUGGAAGGAUUACCACCUGAUUCAGCUGAGGCACAAGCUCGUAUUACAGAAAUCCAGAAUGAUGAUGGCUUUAACUGGGGGUAUAAUCCUGUGCUCUGGGGAGUCCCAAAAGGAAGCUACGCUAGUGAUCCGACUGGUCCAUGCCGUAUUAUUGAAUUUAGAAAAAUGGUUCAGGCUCUUAAUCGUAUCGGUCUUAAUGUCGUCUUAGACGUUGUUUACAACCACUUGCAUGCAAGUGGGCCACACAACAAAGACUCUGUUCUUGAUAAGAUAGUUCCAGGUUACUAUUUGAGAAGGAACAAUGACGGUUUUAUUGAAAACAGUACGUGCGUAAACAACACUGCCAGCGAGCAUUAUAUGGUCGAUCGUCUGAUACGGGAUGAUCUAUUAAACUGGGUUGUUAAUUACAAGGUUGAUGGAUUCCGUUUUGAUCUCAUGGGUCAUAUAAUGAAAGAUACAAUGGUAAAAGCAAAAUCUGCAAUUGGUAACCUGAGAAAGGAAACAGAUGGAGUUGAUGGUUCAAGAAUUUAUUUAUAUGGUGAAGGAUGGAACUUCGGGGAAGUUGCUAACAACGGACGUGGAGUUAAUGCUUCACAGUUCAACUUAACCGGGACUGGAAUUGGAAGUUUUAAUGACCGUAUACGAGAUGCAACUCUUGGUGGAUCUCCAUUUGGUCAUCCUCUUCAACAAGGAUUCAUUACAGGUUUAUUGCUACAGCCUAACGGUCAUGAGCAUGGUUCAGAAGCUACCCAGCAUCUGAUGCUUUCUACUGCCAAAGAUCACAUCCAGAUUGGGAUGGCUGCAAAUUUGAAGGACUAUGUGCUAACUAAUCGUGAAGGAAAGGAGGUGAAGGGAUCAGAGAUUUUAAUGCAUGAUGCCACACCUGUUGCAUAUGCUUCACAGCCUACAGAAACUAUUAACUACGUCUCUGCUCAUGACAAUGAAACGCUCUUUGACAUUAUCAGCUUGAAGACACCGAUGGAAAUUUCAGUUGAUGAAAGGUGUCGAAUAAAUAGUUUGGCAUCAAGUAUGAUUGCCCUCUCGCAGGGUAUACCAUUCUUCCAUGCUGGGGACGAGAUUUUACGCUCGAAGUCACUUGAUCGUGAUUCUUACAACUCCGGUGAUUGGUUCAAUAGGUUAGAUUUCAGCUACAACUCCAACAACUGGGGUGUUGGGCUUCCUCCAAAAGGGAAAAACGAACACAGUUGGCCACUGAUUAAACCUAGGUUGCAAGAUCCAUCCUUCAAGCCUCAAAGCAGUCACAUAGUUGCCACGCUCAACAGUUUCUUAGACUUGUUACGCAUCAGAUACUCAUCACCUCUCUUCCGUUUGGAUACAGCAAAGGCUAUACAGGAACGAGUGAGAUUUCAUAACACAGGCCCCUCAUCAGUCCCUGGAGCCAUCGUCAUGAGCAUUGAAGAUGGUCACAAAGGCAUCACAAGUGUAUCUCAGAUCGAUCCAAUCUAUUCAUUCAUUGUGGUUAUCUUCAACGCUCGCCCGUCUGAGUUCUCAUUUCUCAGUCCCGCUCUGAAAGACAGGAAUCUCGAAUUACAUCCUGUGAAGUCGGGAGAUGAAAUAGUAAAGAAAUCAGUGUAUGAAGCGUUUUCCGGCGGCUUCCUUGUACCGGCAAGAACAACUACAGUGUUUGUUGAAUUGCGGAAUGGUUGAAUCUUUUUUUCUUUUAGCAAAACAAUGCUCUGUACCAUAAUAUUCUCUUGGUAACAUGACUUGUGUCUAUUAUGUUGAUUCUGUUUCGUAGAGUGAUAGUGGUAUUGUUGUAUUAAAGGUGUUGUCA